AUGCCAGAAUAUCUAGUUAAAGACGUUACCAGCAAUACCAGUGGUAUUACCCGUCCCAUGUUUGUGCAGGAAAUUACCAAAAUUGGCGAAGGCGCCUUUGGUACAGUUCUACAGGCCAACUUGAAAAACGCUUUAUCCGAGCCAAAUAGCCCUCAAGAUGUUUGGAUAGGUCCAUUUGCAAUCAAGAAGGUUCCGGCUCAGACUGAAUAUAAAUCUAGAGAAUUGCAAAUUUUGAAGCAAACCAAUCAUCCAAAUAUAGUGGCUCUCAAGUAUUUCUAUAAUUACCCUAAUAAGGAUGACAAUAACAGAAUUUAUCAACAUUUGGCAAUGGAAUGUUUACCCUGCAACUUGCAAUCUGAGAUUAAGCGUUAUUAUUUGAAUAAGUCGUCUUUGCCUGAAAAUCAAGUCAAAAUUUAUACUUUCCAAAUUGCAAGGGCAAUGAAUUACUUACAUUCUUUCCAAAUCUGUCAUAGAGAUAUUAAACCUUCUAAUAUCCUCAUCAAUCCUGAAACCUUACUUUUAAAAAUCUGUGAUUUUGGUUCGGCCAAAGUGCUUGAACCUAAUCAACCAUCAGUGUCUUACAUUUGCUCGAGGUAUUACAGGGCCCCGGAGUUGAUAGUAGGAUGUUGUAUCUAUACAACAAAGAUAGAUAUAUGGGGGUUAGGUUGUGUUAUGGGUGAAAUGUAUAUGGGUAAACCUGUGUUCCAAGGUCAAGAACCAAUGUUGCAAUUGAGAGAGAUUACAAAGUUACUAGGCCCUCCAUCUGAAGAUUUUAUAUUCACCUCAAAUCCUCAGUACAAUGGCCCAAUGUAUUCUCAUAAGAUCUACUCGUCCACCAUCGAUGUUAGGUUUAAAAAGGUUUUUGGAAAUGCAUCUCCUGAAGGUAUUGAUUUAUUGAUGAAAGUUUUGGUAUAUAGCCCUACCGAAAGAUACUCUCCUUCUCAAAUAAUGGCACACUCUUUUUUUGAUGAAAUAAAGAAUAUCCAGUUUACUGUUCAAUCGAGGAUCAAAGCAGCACCAUUCAAAGUGGACAACUUGUUAUUCAAUUUCAGUGACUAUGAACUAAAGACAUUUGGAAAAUUGUUGAAUUCUAUAUUACCAAGAAAUUAA
Molecule: messenger RNA, 1110 nt
Organism: Pichia kudriavzevii
Lineage: Eukaryota; Fungi; Ascomycota; Pichiomycetes; Pichiales; Pichiaceae
Exons: 1
Coding region: 1-1110 (369 amino acids)
Biological process (GO): protein phosphorylation; signal transduction
Cellular component (GO): cytoplasm
Molecular function (GO): ATP binding; protein serine/threonine/tyrosine kinase activity; protein serine/threonine kinase activity
Source: RefSeq, a predicted model, not a curated record